Molecule: messenger RNA, 756 nt
Organism: Brassica oleracea var. oleracea
Lineage: Eukaryota; Viridiplantae; Streptophyta; Magnoliopsida; Brassicales; Brassicaceae
Product: non-specific lipid-transfer protein-like 1
Exons: 4
Coding region: 158-529 (123 amino acids)
Cellular component (GO): cytosol
Source: RefSeq, a predicted model, not a curated record
CGAAUAGGGAAGCGUGCCAGGGCUAUCUCAAUCUUCCCAUACUUAUCGAUCACGUCACCAUCUAUCUCCUUUGUCCGAUACGAAGCCGAACCUCCCUUCUUUAAAAUCCACACCUUGUCCGAAUCUCUCUCCAACCGCAAAAAAAAAAGAAAAAAAAAUGGCGACAACCCAGCUAAAAUCGGAUGCGAUCAUGGAUUUGAUGAAACAACAUCUCUCCACCGACGCCGGUAAAGAGCUCACAGAGAAGAUCGGUCUCGUUUAUCAGAUCAACGUCGCUCCCAAGAAAUUGGGGUUUGAAGAGGUUACCUACAUCGUUGAUCUGAAGAAAGGAGAAGUCACCAAAGGAAAAUACGAAGGAGGGAAAGUGGAUGCUACUUUCUCCUUCAAAGAUGAUGACUUUGUCAAAGUCGCUACCGGCAAGAUGAAUCCUCAGAUUGCUUUCAUUAGGGGUGCGAUGAAGAUCAAGGGUAGUCUCAGUGCUGCGCAGAAGUUCACCCCUGACAUUUUCCCCAAGCCUUCAAAGCUGUGAACACAAUAAGAAAUGGUACUAGCAGACCCCUCUGACUCAGGCUCAAUUUAUGUCUCUUUCAAAGGGGUUUGCCUUUGGGGUGGAUUUUUAGAAUGCAAUGUUUUAAGUACUAGUUGCUAGACAAUAAAGGUAUCUUCUAAGUAUCGCUGUAUGUUUCUGGUUCAAUUGGUGUUUGGUUUAAUAAUAUUAAUACUUUUGCUUUGAAAUAGAUUUCUAUGUUGUCUGAA